Dermatophagoides farinae (American house dust mite) is the source of this 1948-nucleotide messenger RNA. RefSeq names its product hydroxymethylglutaryl-CoA lyase (gene Hmgcl). Gene Ontology annotation, molecular function: hydroxymethylglutaryl-CoA lyase activity. Lineage: Eukaryota; Metazoa; Arthropoda; Arachnida; Sarcoptiformes; Pyroglyphidae. Gene Ontology annotation, biological process: L-leucine catabolic process; ketone body biosynthetic process. The record is from RefSeq and is a predicted model, not a curated record.
UCUGUAAGAAAUAGUUAGCCUUGUGAAUGACAAUAACAAAAUAAAAAAAAAAAGAAUGAAUCGAAUACUCACAAAACUAAUCGCUGCAGAAAGAGCUGCGAUUAAAUGUCGAUUUUAUUCAUUACAACGAUCACAAAGAUCAUCAUGUCGUCUAUCUAUUUUGAAUCCAUUGCGACAACCUGCAGAAUUUGUUUGUUGUAUUAAUACAGAUAAUACGAGAACAACUACAGCUGUGACGAUAAAAGUCAUGUCCCAACGACUAAAUAAUGAUAGGAAUGGAGCAAGCGCUUCUAUUCCCAAUAUAAACACAGAAGUAUUGCCGAAUCCAAUGGCAAACAAUAAUAAUAAUAAACAAGACAACAACAACAAGCCAACAAUCGUUUGGGAGUCAGUAGCACAGCAAAGCUUAGAAUCACUGUUGAACUCGAAUAUAAACAAAUCGAGUGAAAAUUAUUAUCUUUGGAACUCGGCUUUGCCUUGUCCAAUGUUUGCCACUUAUGAAAACAAUGACGAGCCUAGACAAUCCGAAAAGUCAUUGACAUUGAGAAGAACAUAUCACCAAUCAUCAUCAUUCGUAAAACAAUCAAACUUAAAUGUGGCUCAUAGAUUAAUAGCUGGAAUUAGUCAACUUGGCAUUGAUAGCCGAUCUGUAUUCACGAAUAAUGAACGAUUGUAUCAAUUUAUAUUGCCUAGCAUACCACAAUGUUUCCGUAAAUUGUGUACAUCAACUUCUAAAAGUACCACCGCGUCAAAUCGAAAUAUUUGUGAGCGUAAUUAUCCAUCGUUCGUGAAAAUAGUUGAAGUUGGCCCACGAGAUGGCCUUCAAAAUGAAAAGGAAUACGUACCAGCCGAAACAAAGAUUAAAUUCAUCAAUCUAUUAUCGGAGAGCGGUUUAAGUGUUGUUGAGGCUACGGCUUUCGUAUCGCCAAAAUGGGUUCCCCAAAUGAAAGAUCAUAAAACCGUAUUCAAGACGUUGACCGACAUGUCGGUCGACCGUACUAUUUCCAGAUCGAUUGGCAGUGAAAAUUCAAUAGUCCAUUAUCCGGUAUUGGUACCCAAUCUAAAAGGCCUGAAAGAUGCCAUGGAAGUUGGAGUGAAAGAGAUUGCCGUUUUCACAACCGUUUCAGAAACAUUUUGUAUGAAAAAUGUCAACUGUACUAUCGAAGAGAGUUUGCUUCGGGUACAGGAAAUACUCAAUUUAGCUCUUAAAAAUGAUGUCAAAGUUCGAGGAUACAUUUCCUGCUGUCUUGGCUGCCCAUAUGAAGGUUUUAUCGCACCACAAAAAACUGCUCAACUAGCUCAUAAACUUUAUGAAAUGGGUUGUUAUGAAAUAUCAUUGGGUGAUACGAUCGGUAUCGGUACUCCUGACAAGAUGCGUGAUCUGAUCGAAGAGACGGCUAAAUAUGUGCCAAUCAAGGUGAUUGCCGUACAUUGCCAUGAUACGUAUGGUCAAGCCUUGGUCAACAUAUUAACAGCACUAGAAAUGGGCAUAGCCAUUGUUGAUUCAUCGGUUGCUGGUCUAGGAGGCUGUCCGUUUGCCAAAGGUGCCACCGGAAAUGUGGCCACCGAAGAUGUAAUUUAUUUACUACAUGGUAUCGGCAUCAAAACGGGAGUCGAUAUAAUGAAGCUUAUAGAAGCUGGUGAUUUUAUUUGCCGUGCUUUGAAACGUGAAACCUCAUCGAAAGUUGGUCGAGCAUUAAUGGCUAAGCUAUCAUCAUAAAGGAUGAUUAAACUUUUACGACUAUAUUAUUGUACCAGCUAUAUAUUGAUUGAGUUGUAUUUGAAUGACGAACAUAUCAGAAUAUUUAUAUUUUGUUCUCAAUUUUCUUUGGCAAUUUAUUAAUUACUUUAAAAAUAAAUGAUUCACAAUUUGCUUGAUCAUUGUCACAUGAAUUGCCUAACAUCAUCAAAUUCAUCGAGAAUAAAAUUCUUUUGUUGUUGUGGCCGA